ACCCUCUAUGCGCAUCUGAAUAUAACACCAUUCUUUCAAACAAUACAUUCCAUUUACUAUAUAAAGCUCAUUAUAGGUUAGGAGCUUGAUGCAUAUCUCAGACUAAAGGAAGAAAGAAUGGACUGGCAAAAUAUAUUAGGACAGCCCAGUUACGAACUACGCCGAGAGAGUAGUCAAAGGACGAAAAGGGGAACUGAUUAUAAACCACAGAUCAAUAAUAGUGACAUAUCUUGUCAUGAACCAUAUCAAGAUCUGGAUUAUGAUCACUAUAGAGAAUACAUGUUAAAUCUAACUCCAUGUUCUUCAAACUGUACCAAGACUUCAAACGUGCUGCACAGUAUUACCUUUGACCAGAAGGCACUUGAUGGUUUAAUAAAAAGACAUGAAGGUAGUUUUGAAUUUCUAAACGGAAAUGAAAAUGAAACAACUCCAUCACCUCCAAGUCCUUGCAUAGAUUUUAUUGAAACAACACAUACCCCGAUACCUUCCAAUGUUGCGUUGGGUGAAACUAAAAUCGAAAUUUUACGUACAAAUUCACAUGAUAAAUUUGAAAUAACCCUCAAUGAUAUAAUCGAAUACAUUGAGCAAGAACUUGAACAAGUACUUCAUGGAUCUAUUAUCACUAGAAGUCAAAUAUUGGAAACCCUCACGGUAAAUCACUUAUUAAUCUAUAUCCUUUCCCAUGAUACAACUAUUGAGAAUAUUGGAUAUAUACGAUUAUUCCAUCUUGGACGAUCUUAUACCCCCGAUAAAGGAAUCUCUGAUCCAAGAUAUCUUACACAACAAUUUUAUCUUAAAGACCUUCAUUUAUCACGAUCUCCAUGUUUCCAUUUAAUUGUUUCUAAUAAUGAAGAUUGUAAAUUACCAGAAUUAUCAGAAAAGGAUAUGCUUUUGAAAUCCUUCGUAUGGAGAAAUAUUGUGAAACCGAAUCAUAUCCCGUGCACAUACGCAGGUCAACUUAUACGGAAAUUGAAGAAGAUCAAGUCAAAUGUGGCACUUCAACCUGAAUAUAAGGAGGGAAAACUUCAAAAUAAUUUCUCUACAUUUUCUACCCACUUUGAGCACACACCAAACAAACUUCUGCGCUUAAAAAGAAUAUGUUAUCAGUUCCGCGAGAAGUCUACAAAAGCUUAAAUACUAUCUAUUUUAUAUGGGAAAUGUCUGGGUUAUAUAAAAUAAAAAGAUUUUACGUUUUCAGAAGUUAUUAAUGGCACGUUCUAACUUUCUGUACUACUUAGACUAGUAUUUACUAAAUCUACUUUACUAUAAUGGAGAUUUUCCCUAGUUACAGGAUUAAUCCAGUAGAAGAAAGCUCCUAGUCACUGGGUCAAUAUAUCCAUACACCCCUCAUGAACCAACAAUCUUCACAUUCAAUUGAUUAUUAUGUAAUUACUCCGUAUUUGAUUGUUUGUUUGACUCUGCGUUUUUAAUUUAAAAUUGAAAGUCCUAAAUUGUUUGCAUGCUGUGAUUAUUUGAUGUCUUUAUAUCAAUAGAAAUAUUCAUUUUCUGACCCUAUUCUGGAAUAUUGAACAUUUAC
Messenger RNA from [Candida] anglica, 1537 nucleotides. NCBI's taxonomy places the organism in Eukaryota, Fungi, Ascomycota, Pichiomycetes, Serinales, Debaryomycetaceae. The record is from the annotation of a GenBank genome assembly.